Molecule: messenger RNA, 375 nt
Organism: Rotaria sp. Silwood1
Lineage: Eukaryota; Metazoa; Rotifera; Eurotatoria; Philodinida; Philodinidae
Source: the annotation of a GenBank genome assembly
AUGACUCGUGUCAAGUGCUCAAAACUGCGAGGAAAAAAGCCCGAUGAACUCCAAAAACAAUUGGAAGAAUUACGUCAGGAACUUAAUACACUUCGUGUGGGCAAAGUAACCGGCAGCGGUGGUGCACAAAAAUUGGGCAAAAUUCGCAAUGUACGAAAAUCCAUCGCACGUGUCCUCAUUGUUAUGCAUCAAACAACAAAAGACAAUUUACGUGCUUUAUAUCAUGGUAAAAAAUAUAAACCCAAAGAUUUACGCAAACGUAAAACACGAGCUAUUCGACGUUUAUUAACACCAAAGGAAAAGUCAAUUCGAUUGAAAAAAGUUCAACGACGACAAUGGGCUUUUCCUCAGCGUACUUUUGCUGUCAAGGCUUGA